AAUAAAUACUUUUUGUCAUUUCACUUUCCCAACCUCCAUACUUAUAUCCGCCAUUUGUAAACGUUUCCCACAACAACGGAAAUCCAAUGUUCGGUGUACCUCUAAACCUUUAUCCACCGAGGAACGAUAAAAGCCGAUGCCCCCAAAAUUGGAGGGAAAUAUGUCAGCCCCCAUUUACAGUGGUCGUAUUUUGUGUCAUAUAUCAGAAAUACGUUUAGAAAGGAUUCUUGCAAGUGGACAAUCAUUCAGGUGGAAAGAAGAAAAGCCAGGAAUAUGGACUGGUGUUUUGUUUGACCGAAUCUGGAGAUUAUGGCAAUCAGAAGCUGCUAUUUCUUACCAAAUCUUUGGAAACAACAAGUUAAAAUCAGAAGCAAACGAAAUCUUGCCUAUAACAAAGGCAGUCAAAGCAGAAGUAAUAAAGACCUGUGAAGGUGAUAUAGUAUUACAGCAGAAAGGUCAAGUGACUACACAGUCAAGUAAUAAAACGGAAGGAAUAUCUGAUAAUAUGUAUGCAGAUUUGAUGAAGGAUUAUUUUCAGUUAAAUGUCAGUGUUGCAAACUUGUAUAAAAAGUGGUCAGAAGUUGAUUCCAAUUUUCAGUCCAUAUCUUCCAAAUUUGAGGGAAUACGGACGUUACGUCAAGAUCCUGUGGAAAACUUAUUUUCCUUCAUAUGCUCAUCAAAUAAUCAUAUCUCAAGGAUAUCAACCAUGAUAGAGAAACUCUGUGAAAAUUAUGGUCGAGAGGUGGGGCAGUUAGAUGGAAAGACAUAUUUCAGUUUUCCCACGGUGUCUGAGAUGGCAGAUGAUGGUGUGGAAAGUGAAUUAAGGAACCUAGGUUUUGGAUAUAGGUAA
Messenger RNA from Saccostrea cuccullata (small rock oyster), 850 nucleotides. Its product is annotated as N-glycosylase/DNA lyase-like. The record is from RefSeq and is a predicted model, not a curated record. Gene Ontology annotation, cellular component: nucleus. Lineage: Eukaryota; Metazoa; Mollusca; Bivalvia; Ostreida; Ostreidae. Gene Ontology annotation, molecular function: 8-oxo-7,8-dihydroguanine DNA N-glycosylase activity; damaged DNA binding. The coding region runs from base 137 to 850 and encodes 237 amino acids. Gene Ontology annotation, biological process: base-excision repair, AP site formation; nucleotide-excision repair. The transcript is spliced from 2 exons.